AAAUAAAGAGAGCGUUGUUCUUAAUUCAAAUGCUCAAAGAUCGACGCGGGAGUUUCAAUCGCGGAAAAUAAGAUGAGCCUGUCUUUACGAACACAAGAGCUUAGUAAGGCUCGUUCCAAGUCAAAAAGGAGAGAGCUUAGCGAAGAACACAAGCAAGAAAUCAGAGAAGCAUUUGACUUGUUCGAUACUGAUAAAGACAAUGCCAUCGACUAUCACGAACUGAAGGUUGCAAUGAGAGCCCUUGGCUUUGAUGUUAAGAAACCUGACGUGUUAAAGAUCUUAAAAGACUAUGAUAGAGAGGCUAGUGGAAAAAUAGCAUUUGAAGAUUUCCAAGAAGUCAUGACUGACUGGAUGCUUGACAGAGAUCCUCAAGAAGAAAUCUACAAAUCUUUUCGACUGUUUGAUGAUGAUCAGACUGGGAAAAUCAGUAUACGAAACCUAAGAAGGGUGGCUAGAGAGCUUGGAGAAAAUAUGACAGAUGAAGAACUCAGGGCAAUGAUUGAUGAGUUUGAUAAAGAUGGCGAUGGAGAAAUUAACGAGGAAGAGUUCAUAGCGAUAAUGACUGGAGACACCUGAAUCAAGAGAGUCAUUGGAACCUGAUCAUGCACCCACACACAUGAUUUUUUAAGCUCUACAUCUAGUUUCUUUUUUUCCUUAAUUAUGCUACAUUUAUGUUGCAUAUUUUAGGUUUCCUUAAGAAUAUAUAAAUGCUCUAUUUAUACCCAGUAGUUUACCGAAUAAAGUUUGCUAGAUUUGAUAUCUGUAUUGAAUGUGCAAUCGGGCACAUUCUGUACUGGUAUUUUAAUAGAUGAUCAAUUGUUGAUUGCAAUCUGAAGUUAUUGAUUUUAUGUAGUUUGAUAUAAUAUCAAAAUUUGCUUUUGGUACACUUUAAAUAGCGAUGCUGACUUCUGUCUGUGAAUGUCUUUUUUGGUAGCAUUGGAAUAAAUUAUGUUGUGACCCUGCGCUGUUGAUUGACACUCUAUUUAAUGGCAUAUUUAUAGAGCUGCAAACAUCACUACUUUAAGUAAACAAAUUUUCCCAUUUCAUUUGCUAUUGUUCUUACCCGUUAAACUCUCAAGUAAGGUCAUUGCCUUCUCAAAGGCAUCAUAUUUCAUGGAGUAUUGUAUGUGUACUAAAGCAUAAUUUCAUAUUAUAUUAUAUCCUCUUGUCCAAAGUAUUAUGCAGAUUUAGAGAUGAAUAUAAUUAUAGUUUAUGGAAGAAA
Rhopilema esculentum is the source of this 1222-nucleotide messenger RNA. Its product is annotated as centrin-3. Gene Ontology annotation, molecular function: calcium ion binding. Lineage: Eukaryota; Metazoa; Cnidaria; Scyphozoa; Rhizostomeae; Rhizostomatidae. The record is from RefSeq and is a predicted model, not a curated record. Gene Ontology annotation, cellular component: myosin II complex.